AUGUCUUCUCCUAGACAGUCGGCAGAAGUUUUAGAACCCCGAGAUGGAAUAUCACAGGAGCCUACAUCGGUGGUGAGACCAAAAGAUGAGCCUGGCAUUCACGACGUUGAGCCAGCCUCUCCAACCAGUAAGGAUAUGAAGGACCAGGGUGUUGAAGAGGAGACACUGUUGGCAGACAGAAGCGAGCCAGCAGUAGACAAUUUUCCUAUGACAACGGACGAUGCUUUAGAUUCACUAAAAGAUAAGGGGAAGAGAAAAAUUACAGAAGGAAACAGUACGGACGAACUACGGACCGCCACCAACGAGCAAUCUAUACCAGACAUGGAAUCCUCUACUGCGACUUUGAAGCCAAUAAUAACCGGACCCCCGAAUGUUUCUAUGCAGAACAUGUCACCAAUUGACCAAACGUAUUUAGAUCCUACCCCCAAGACACCUGGCACCUCUCGACCUCCAUCAAGAUCUGCGUCGAGUGCAGGAACACAUCAUCUACACGCGGAGAGGUUGGAUAGAUCACCUACGAGAUCCGAUGCAGGGUUUGACGAAAAAACCACUGCGAGUGAGGACGAACGAGAAGGAGAUUCUAGAUCAGAAAUAAAAAGCAUAAUGGAUCAAUUCGCAGAAGAUGGACAGGGCCCAGGGCAUGAAGAAGUUAUGUCUCCUCGUCUUGAGUUUGCUGGCCCGCUUCUUGGCAGUCCAGUACAACAUCCACCUCGCAAAUCGAGUCUGGAGCCUAUAAAUGCAGCCGUUCUAAGCCAGAGUAUUGGUGAUUUGCAAAUAUCAUCUGCUCCUUCACCAGGCCAUCGAACCAGGAACGAUUCUGACGUCGGCCCAGCUGUCCCACCUAAAGCAGACUCUAUACAUAGCUUUGGCAUAAUGCAGGAUGAUCGUUACUCAUCUGCAGAUACCCCAUUAUCCCCUGCCUUACAUCGCCCCCCACCUCCCGAGCCAGAGCCUGAGCCGGACCUUCCUUUUGACUUCCAUCGAUUUUUAGAACAACUGAGGCAUAGGACUGCGGAUCCCGUAGCGAAGUUCCUACGGUCGUUCCUACAGGAGUUUGCAAAGAAACAGUGGAUGGUACACGAACAAGUUAAAAUAAUAAGCGAUUUCUUGUCUUUUAUCACGAAUAAAAUGGCUCAAUGCGAAGUAUGGCGUGAAGUCUCUGAUGCAGAGUUUGAUAAUGCGCGUGAGGGUAUGGAGAAAUUAGUUAUGAACAGGCUAUAUACACAAACAUUUUCUCCAGCAAUUCCUCCACCCCAGCCUAUUCCAGGCUUAAAGCCAAGAAGGCGGGGCGCCGAUCGUCCCAUGGGUCCCGGUCGGAGAGGACAACAUCAAGAGGAUGUCGAGAGGGAUGAAAUUCUUGCUCAGAAAGUUAGCAUUUAUGGUUGGGUGAAAGAGCAGCAUUUAGAUAUACCACCAGUUGGCGACAGCGGAAAACGUUUUCUGAUCUUGGCACAACAAGAGAUAUUGAAGAUCAAAACCUACAGAGCCCCACGGGACAAAAUAAUAUGCGUUCUCAACUGCUGCAAAGUGAUUUUUGGGCUACUUAAGCAUUCGAAGACCGAUUCAUCGGCAGAUUCAUUUAUGCCUCUUCUGAUUUAUGUUGUCCUUCAAGCAAAUCCCGAGCAUCUUGUGUCAAAUGUUCAAUAUAUUCUUAGGUUUAGGAACCAGGAAAAGUUGGGAGGAGAGGCAGGAUAUUAUCUUUCGUCGUUGAUGGGCGCAGUCCAAUUCAUCGAGAAUCUGGAUCGAACAAGUCUUACGAUAAGCGACGAGGACUUCGAACGGAAUGUCGAAGCGGCUGUAUCUGCUAUUGCCGAAAAGCAUCAAGCAGAUAUUGCCUCAAGCCCUGUCGAAAGCAGUCCACCUACACAACUUUCCGAGAAAUCACCUCCAAGCCGACAUUCCAUGGAAGGCGAAUCAUCAGCUUCUAGAAGGUCAACAUCGUCAAACGAAUACGAAGCUGGGGAUGGUAUGGAUGAAAAAGCUGCUAUGAGCGGUCUACUUCGUACUAUUCAAAGGCCGCUUUCCUCUAUAGGUAGAAUGUUCUCGGAUGACCCCUCCCCUUACAGUGGGCCCACAAGGACUCCCAAUCCUGGGAAUACACCAGGAAUGACUCCAUCCCCACGAGUAAGCAUGGAGGGGGCUCAACCCCCACAGCGAAGGCCUAGUGGACGUGAAUCGAUCAGGAAUAGGAUGACAGCCGAAGAUGCAGCUGCCAGGCAAGCGAGUGCCGAGGCUGCAGAAGCACAUCGCCUACAACGUGCAGAGCACGAGAAUGUUGUAGAGACCCUUGCCGGGAUGUUUCCAGAUUUAGACAGGGAAAUCAUUAGCGAUGUAGUUACUCAAAAAGAGGGAAGGGUUGGUCUAGCAGUCGAUGCAUGUCUUGCUCUGAGUUCUUGA
This is a messenger RNA of Sclerotinia sclerotiorum 1980 UF-70, 2397 nucleotides long. RefSeq lists its product as hypothetical. NCBI's taxonomy places the organism in Eukaryota, Fungi, Ascomycota, Leotiomycetes, Helotiales, Sclerotiniaceae. Gene Ontology annotation, molecular function: ubiquitin binding; small GTPase binding; guanyl-nucleotide exchange factor activity. The transcript has 5 exons. Gene Ontology annotation, cellular component: cytosol; endocytic vesicle. The record is from RefSeq and is a predicted model, not a curated record. The coding region runs from base 1 to 2397 and encodes 798 amino acids. Gene Ontology annotation, biological process: vesicle-mediated transport.